This is a messenger RNA of Penicillium daleae, 765 nucleotides long. RefSeq lists its product as uncharacterized. The transcript has a single exon. The coding region runs from base 1 to 765 and encodes 254 amino acids. NCBI's taxonomy places the organism in Eukaryota, Fungi, Ascomycota, Eurotiomycetes, Eurotiales, Aspergillaceae. The record is from RefSeq and is a predicted model, not a curated record.
AUGAGCGCCGCCCACCCAACAGCCACGAUAAUCGCCUCCGACCUAACAGUCUUCGACUCAGGACUCGGACAUCUCGGACUUCCAAACGUGGAAUUCCAACUCGCCGACGCCCGCACGGAAUGGACAUACCACGAUCCAUUCGAUUUAAUCCAUUUACGCGGGCUGUCAGGUGCGUUUCAAGAUUGGGACGCGAUAUAUACCCAGGCCUUUGCGCACUGUAAACCCGGAGGGUAUAUCGAAGUCGCAGACGCCGAUCCCGCCGCAGACACAAUCGCCUUUUCUCCGCUUAAACUGCCAGGAAGUGAAGCCGAAAUACCAGCGCUACGCAAGUACACAUCUGCACUGCUCGACGCGGCCAAAGCCGCGGGAUACCCGCGCGACCUGGCCCAUCUCAACACCGACGCGCUGGCUGCGGCAGGCUUCGUGGAUGUCCGUGUUCUAGAACGGACUAUCCCAAUUGGUUUGUGGCCGGAAGACGUCGAUGAGAAAACGCUAGGCAAAAUGGCGCUGAUUGCGGUAGUGGAGGGGUUAGAGGGGUACGCGUUGCGGCCGUUGACGGUGCAUGGGGGGUAUACUGUUGAAGAGGUAAAGGAAUUGUGUGGGGCUGUUAGGGAGGAGCUUUUAGGGGUUAAUGGGUUGACGGCGAAGGUGAGGAUUGUCACGGGGAGGAGGCCUGUUUCUUUUGCACAGAAGAAGGUGGACUUGUUGGCGAGGGUUAUGGCUAGGGCGAAAGUUUUGCAGGAGGAUGUUGAAGCGGAUGAGUAG